Molecule: messenger RNA, 2938 nt
Organism: Pogona vitticeps (central bearded dragon)
Lineage: Eukaryota; Metazoa; Chordata; Lepidosauria; Squamata; Agamidae
Gene: NAPG
Product: NSF attachment protein gamma
Biological process (GO): intracellular protein transport
Cellular component (GO): vacuolar membrane; SNARE complex
Molecular function (GO): soluble NSF attachment protein activity; syntaxin binding
Source: RefSeq, a predicted model, not a curated record
AGAGAACGUCGCGUAGGGUCGACACAUAUAACCGGCCCGGGUAGACGAGCAGGUCUUCGCGCAAGCGCAGUGUGCAGGCCUCGGAAGGACGACUGCGCCUUUCGCACUGGUUUGGGCCCGGCGGGUCCCCUUACUCCGAUGACGUUCGGCCUCGGGCUGGCUUACUGUGUUUCUCGUCAGGCGAGAUGGCGGCGCAGAAGAUCAACGAAGGCUUGGAGCACAUCGCCAAGGCGGAGAAAUAUUUGAAAACUGGAUUACUAAAAUGGAAACCAGACUAUGAUAGUGCAGCUACUGAAUAUUCAAAGGCAGCUGUUGCCUUUAAAAAUGCCAAACAGUUUGAUCAGGCAAAAGAAGCAUAUUAUAGAGAAGCUAUAUGCCAUGAAAACAACAAAGCUUUCUUCCAUGCUGCAAAAUCUUAUGAACAAGCUGGUAUGAUGUUAAAGGAGAUGCAGCAACACCAUGAUGCCAUAGAACUCAUUCAGAAAGCCAGCAUGAUGUUCUUGGAGAAUGGAACCCCUGACACAGCAGCUAUUGCACUAGAUCGUGCCGGAAAGGUAAUAGAAAAUAUAAAUCCAGACAAGGCUAUUCAGCUCUAUCAGCAGACAGCAGCAGUGUUUGAGAAUGAAGAACGUUUACGACAAGCAGUUGAAAUGUAUGGAAAGGCUUCAAGGCUUUUAGUCAGAGGUCGUAGACUAGAUGAAGCUGCAGUAUCUCUUCAGAAGGAAAAGAGUCUUUAUAAAGAUAUUGAAAACUAUCCAACGUGUUACAAGAAAACGAUUGCUCAGGUCUUAGUUCAUCUUCACAGAAAUGACUAUGUUGCUGCAGAAAAAUGUGUCAGGGAAAGCUAUAGCAUACCAGGAUUCAGAGAAAGUGAGGACUGUGCAGCAUUGGAGCAACUACUAGAAGGGUAUGAUCAGCAAGACCAGGACCAGGUGUCUGAUGUGUGCAAUUCACCACUCUUUAAAUAUAUGGACAAUGAUUAUGCAAAGCUUGGUCUCUCGCUGACUGUCCCAGGAGGAGGCAUAAAGAAGAAGUCUCCAGUUACUCCCCAGGGCAAAGCAGAUGGAUCUGCUGUUCCAGGGUCUCGUGUGCAUGAAGAAGAUGACGAAUAUGCAGGUGGACUCUGCUAAUUCCAGUUAACACUACUCCAAUACCAGGCUAGCUAUUUCUGGCUAGUGAGCAAUUCCAAAUGCACCCAAAUUGCCACUAUUUCUGUGCAAUCAUGAAGUUGAAAAGAUAAUAGUGAUGUGUCAGCUUUUGGGGUCCUUGUAUAAAAGCAUGGCUAUACAUAUUAAAGUGUUUCUGGGUUACAGUCUUAAAUCUUAAGUCUUUUCAGAGCAUUUGCUUUAAUGACAAAUUUGAGUACCAUGGUCUUCUUUAAAAGAGAAGCACAUUUGGAAGAUGGCAUUUAUUUUCAGUGUUUUUCUCCAAGUAUCUCUGGUUUCAGGGCCCAUUGCUUUAUGUUCCAGUGUCAGAUGAGCCCUGUGUGAGGUUAGAGUCCAUGGAAGGGACACUUAAUCUCUCAGGUUUAUGUGCUGUUAUUACUAUACUGCAUUUUAAAAUAAUAUCAAUAAGCUGCUGAAAGCACCUUGAACUAUGGCAGAUAUGGUUUUUUCCACGUGAACGCAUUAUUUGAUGAAGCUAUAUACAGGGUACAUGUCCGACUGCCAUGUAUAUAGGAGAUCUGUGAGCCAGUGCCAGGAUUGCACAAUUCAGUUUUUUUUUAAAAACAAAAAUUUUCAUAAUCUAGCUUUUGUUCCAUGUAACACUGCUCCAGGUCAACUGUAAAAAAAUCCCAGUUCCCUUUGGAAGUUAAAAAUAUUAGGUGUAGAAUUUUUAGCACUUCUUUCUUGAGAUAUAGAAAGUUGUAAUCUUGGUGUACAAAUAGUGGCAAAUAUUUUUCCUUUGUGUAUUAAUAAUGCAGAAAUCCAGAAAAUGUGUCAAGUAUACUGUUCUGAGAAUAGGUAUAUUUAGACUCUUUCAACAAAUAUAUCACCCGCUGGACUAUUCUUUUUUACAGUGAAUGUCAAAUUUGCAGUCUGUUUUACAGAGAAAUGGUACCAUACUAUUUGCUGAGAUCACUUUGAAUCCUUUAUGCAUCUGCUCCUGCUUCUCUCCUCCCACCAGUACAAGUCUUACAUUCAUAUAAUUUCAGGCAUAUGUUAACAAGAUGUGUUAAAUGUUGGAGGAGCUGAAAAAGUACAGGAUUUUGGUUGAUACCACACAUAGAAAUUACAGACAGCCAAUCUAUAUAUAUGUAAGAGGGCUUUGAAGAGAAAUAUUCCUUGAUAUUGCACUAUUAUAACUCCUGGAGAACAUCAUGGAUCCCUAAAUUCCUCAGAUGUCUAUGGAAGUAGUAUACCACAGGAGAGGGGUCAUAAAAAUGGUCAUUAACAUUCCUAGUAAUUUUGUCUUGUGAAAAGGAACUGUUUACAUUUCAGGAACAUAGUUUCUUUUUGAAUGAAUAUCCAAUCACAGGCUUUAUACUUGUCAUUAAGAUCCUUAUUUUAGGUGGAAAAAAGUAACUGAGAUCUUAACUACCUUUAAAAACUAUUAAAUAAUUUCUUCUUUCCGAAUAUGUAUUUAGUAUUUAUUUUCCAAGGUAUGCUGCACAGUUCCUUUGACUAACAAAAUGCAGGAGAAAAAAAUUAAGGAAAUAAUGCCAGUUUUAAAGAGCCAAAGCAGCAGGUUUGCUUGCAUGAGUAUGCUAAAAUGUAGUCCAAGGUAAAUAACUAUAUUAAAUACAACUUGUCUGUACACCCAGAUGCUAUGUAAACUGUGUUUAAUGCAGUGUAAACCCUGUGUUUUGUAACUGCCCAGCCUCUGUGGGAUACAAUAGAGUAUGAAAAAAUAUUUAUAAUUGCCCUGUAUCUUCAGCCUCUCUGAGAAGAAACUAUGUAUUUCACCUCUUAAAUAAAGCUUAAAGUUAUGAACUGUA